AUGGCAGCCAAGUUCUUCAUUCUCGUCUCUCUGGCCGUCGCGGCCUCAGCCCUACCCGUCGUCCCACUUGCGCAAGUGGCCUACGCUGAACCCGAGGCGCCCGCACACUACGAGUUCCAAUACUCCGUCCACGAUGAACACAGCGGCGACAUCAAGCAACAACAUGAAGCCCGCGCUGGUGAUGCCCUUCAGGGCUCUUACUCCUUGGUACAGCCCGAUGGUGUACACCGCGUUGUGGACUACACCGCCGACAAAGAGCACGGUUUCAACGCCAUAGUUCGUUAUGAAGGACACCCCACUGCAGCACCAGCGAAGAUUGCUUACGCUUCAGCCCCCGUUGCAUAUGCAGCGCCAAAGUUUGCAUACGCCCCCCGUCGCCAAGGUUGCCUACGCCGCCCCCGUAGCCAAGGUCGCCUACUCCUCUCCUCUCACCCAAGUUACCUUCUCCUCUCCGGCCAUCUCCUACCACCACUAGACUGUAGAAUAAUGUUAUAUAUAAUUGUUAAAGUUGACCUAUUUAUUGGUACGAUGUAA
Molecule: messenger RNA, 534 nt
Organism: Parnassius apollo (apollo)
Lineage: Eukaryota; Metazoa; Arthropoda; Insecta; Lepidoptera; Papilionidae
Source: the annotation of a GenBank genome assembly